Halteromyces radiatus is the source of this 914-nucleotide messenger RNA. RefSeq lists its product as uncharacterized. The coding region runs from base 43 to 657 and encodes 204 amino acids. The record is from RefSeq and is a predicted model, not a curated record. NCBI's taxonomy places the organism in Eukaryota, Fungi, Mucoromycota, Mucoromycetes, Mucorales, Cunninghamellaceae. The transcript is spliced from 2 exons.
UUUUUUUCUUCUUUUCGUUUCUUUUUUUUUUUAAAUUUAUUGAUGACGAUUAUAAAACGAUGGCAAGUGGAAGAUACCGUUCCAAUAAAAAAGAAAGAAUUGCAACAAUCAGCGUAUCAUGACAUUCACUAUGGAGAGCAUCAUGAGAACGAUUAUGCUACUGAGAAGGAAGACAACGGACCUCCUUUGAUCAUCAUUUUAAGCAGUGUGUUUGGUACUGUAUUGAUCUUUCUUUUACUUGGAUUUGCAUUAUGGAGAAGAAGAAAGAAAAAAAGAUCAUCAUCACCAAUCCAUCAUGAUCAUCGUGACAGUGCCAUGGAUGAUACACCGUCCUCUAUGGUUGUAGAAUGUGUCGAGCAACCUCCUGAGAAAAAACAACAAUCAGGCGGGCAACAAGACGAUCAGCAUAAAGUGGAGAAUCGCGCCUGGAUAUCUGAUCACCCAUCUUCCACCACCUUUUUGUUUAACUCUCCUGCUCAAACAUCAUCAUCAUCGCCUUUUCCUUCCUCCACACCAUCUUCACCUUAUGAUUCCAAUUUAAAUCUCUCCAUGAUCUCUCCUACGCAAGUGAUAGACCAUCUAGGCGAAUCAUCCGAUAUUGUCUCUUUUGAAUACCCUUCAUGGAAUAGAAAUAGUCGAUUUCAAGAGUUUUUUUAAUUCCCUUUAUUUAUUUAUUUAUUUAUUUUUUUUAAAAAAAAAAAAAAGAAUCACGCUUGUAAUUUUAUUUUUCUAUUUUGUCAUCUGGGUUUCAAUAUGGGGCACUUCUUUGUGUUCCUGUAUUCUUUGUUGUCUUUCUUUGCUACACCAUGAAUCUCAUUACUUGUCAACAUAUUAAAGAAUUCCAAACUCAAGGAUAUACAAUACUGCGAGAAGCCUUAUCACCGUCUGAAUUGAAUAUGCUACACGAUGAAGCU